Molecule: messenger RNA, 794 nt
Organism: Ixodes scapularis (black-legged tick)
Lineage: Eukaryota; Metazoa; Arthropoda; Arachnida; Ixodida; Ixodidae
Gene: Trs31
Product: trafficking protein particle complex subunit 5
Exons: 7
Coding region: 104-664 (186 amino acids)
Biological process (GO): endoplasmic reticulum to Golgi vesicle-mediated transport
Cellular component (GO): TRAPPII protein complex; TRAPPI protein complex; TRAPPIII protein complex
Source: RefSeq, a predicted model, not a curated record
AAGUAACUGGCAAAUAUGGCGGCUGUCGCUGUCGCCUGUUUGUGGUGUUGUAUAUGUCACUAGGAUCGUGAUUUUAAUCACGGUGUGCACAAAACAUUCGACAAUGUCAAGCUCACGAAACAAAGUGAGCAUUUUGGACAAGCCCCUGAGUAAAAACAAAACCGACAUUCACCUGAGUUUAUUCGGCCUUCUCUUCUCAGAGAUCGUGCAGUAUUGCCAGAAUCGCGUGUACACGAUCGCUGAGCUGCAAACCAAACUCUCGGAACUUGGGUUUCACGUCGGACAGAGAAUUCUUGACCUUCUGCACGUGCGCGAGAAAAACUACAAGAGGGAGACAAAACUCCUCAACAUCCUUCUGUUCAUCAAGACCUCCGUGUGGAAGACCCUGUUUGGAAAAGAGGCGGACAAGCUUGAACAAGCCAACGAGGAUGACAGGACAUAUUACUUGAUCGAGAAGGAACCGCUUGUGAUCAAGUUCAUAUCCGUUCCAAAGGAUCGUGGUAGCCUCAACUGCGCCGCAUUUGUCGCUGGCAUCAUCGAAGCCAUUUUAAUCGGCUGCAAUUUCCCAGCCAAAGUGACAGCUCACUGGUACAAGGGGACGACGUUCAUGAUCAAGUUCGAGGAAUCCGUCAUUGUCAGAGACAAAUCACUCGAAAGCAGAUGAAGCCCUGCAUAGGACACUUACCUUUCUGUACAGUUGCAUGGGAAUUUUCCGACUCCGCCCAUUUCAGUCACUUGCUCUUUUGUCCUUCAAGUUCUGUCCAGAAUAAAGUAACGGUGUUUGCUUCGUGCGA